CUAGAGGGCAGCGAUGGUGCUGAGCUUGUUUUCAACCUCUCGUUAAUUGUUCACACGAAGAAGAAUCCGGACGUGACCGCUUGUAAACACGUUGCGAGGGCAGUGUCUUAAGUCGUUUGACUGUACAUCCGGUGAGCUGCUUUGCGACAUGGUGCAGCUGCACGUGAAGCGCGGGGACGAGAGCCAGUUUCUCCUCAGCACGUCGGUGGACUCGCCUCUGGAGACGCUGAUCCAGCAAAUCACAGCCAUCUACAACGGGAGACUCAAAGUGGAGCGAAUAUGCGCAGAGAUCCAGGAGCUGGCCGACCACGGCGUCACGCUGCCACCCAACAUGCAGGGCCUGACGGAGGAGCAGAUUGUGGAGCUGAAACUUAAGGAUGAAUGGGAGGAGAAGUGUGUGCCCAGCAGCGGGCCGGUAUUUAAGGUGGAUGAGAUGGGGAGGAGGAACGGACACGCUCCAAAUGAUAAAAUGAAGCAGGUUUUGUUAAGAACCGUUGAGGACGCAAAGGCCCUGAUCUCUAAAAAACAAGUUCAAGCCAACGUUUGUCUCACCGCGGAGACGGUAAAGGAAGCCUUGGAUCCGCUAAGGGGUGCAGUCAUGAUUGUGUACCCCAUGGGGCUGCCGCCUCAUGACCCCAUCAGGAUGGAGUUUGAGAACCAAGAAGACCUCUCAGGAACGCAGGCAUCUCUGCAGGUGAUCACAGAGGACGAGUGCCAGCUAUGGUGGGCUGGCAAAGAGAUGCAGAGAGGGAAAAAACUGCAGGACUACAUCGGCAAAAAUGAAAAGACAAAGCUUGUGGUCAAAAUCCAAAAGAAAGGGCAGGGGCAGCCAGCCAGAGAGCCUCUGAUCACCGAGGAGCAGCAGAAACAAAUGAUGAUGCAUCAGUACAGGAGGCAGGAGGAGCUCAAGAAACUGGAGGAGGCAGACGAUGAUAGCUACCUGGACUCGCAGUGGUCAGACAGACAGGCCCUCAGAAAACAGUUUCAAGGCCUCACCAACAUCAAAUGGGGACCGAGAUAAACCGCUGUGCCGCUCUACCGGGAGGUUGUUUCCAGCUAAGCAGCCUUAUCACCACCCUGUAGUUGUUAAAAUGACUUUUUAAGGCUUUUAAGAGAAACUUCAAAUGCCUUGUAGAGGAUGUGUGUCUAGACUGACAUUCAAAUAAUGUCUUCAUCUGAACUCAAAUUGGAAGAAGGCGUCGAGAGAU
This is a messenger RNA of Gasterosteus aculeatus aculeatus (three-spined stickleback), 1208 nucleotides long. RefSeq names its product cilia and flagella associated protein 298 (gene cfap298). Lineage: Eukaryota; Metazoa; Chordata; Actinopteri; Perciformes; Gasterosteidae. The record is from RefSeq and is a predicted model, not a curated record. Gene Ontology annotation, biological process: regulation of cilium movement.